AGGCCGGGGCGGCGGCGCUGGAAGGGGGCGGGGGUGAGGGCUUGAGUCUGGCUUGGGCGGCGAGGGACGACGGAGGUCGGGAUUUAUUUAUUUUUUGCACUAGUUCCCCGACACCGCCUCUUCCUCCACCAGCUCCCGCCCCACCCCACCCCCCCAGCAGCCCUGCUUAAUCCCUGUAUCAGUCCUGCUCUUUACUGCAUUCCCUCGAUUCGGCCAUGGCCCCUUCCUUUCGGCCCAGCAAGAACCGAUCCAGCCGGGACGACGAGGAUUUCUUCGAGGCCAGAGGAGACCGGAAGGCGAGGAAGCCGCUGGUGGAGAAGAAGCGGCGGGCGCGGAUCAACGAGAGUCUGCAGGAGCUACGGCUGAUCUUGGCGGACACGGAGUUCCAGACGAAGAUGGAGAACGCCGAGGUGCUGGAGCUGACGGUGAAGCGGGUGCAAGGCAUUCUGCAGAACAGGUCGCUGGCUACGGGAAUGGCUGUCCAGUAUUUUUGGGCAGGCUUGACAAAGUCCUUUCGAAAUGAAUGGGAUAGUGACAAACUGCAGCGGGAGGCCAGUGAGCGCUUUGCAGCUGGGUACAUUCAGUGCAUGCAUGAAGUUCAUACAUUCGUCUCCAACUGCCCUGGGAUUGAUUCUACCAUCGCAGCAGAGCUCUUGAAUCAUCUUCUGGAGUCGAUGCCUCUGAACGAAGGCAGUUUCCAGGACUUGCUCAUGGAUGUCUUAUCGGACCCCUCUAUCAGCCAGUGGCCUGGCAGUGAUGGGCUCACCCAACUGCCUGGGGUAUCGCCUGGAGCUUUAAACCUGCCCAGUCCCACUUCACCUCUUCCUUCACCUUCCUCCAGUGAAGAGACUUGCUCUGAUCUGGAAGACAUAGAGGCUGAGCAGAGCCACAUCUCUUUGGAUGGACUGGACAGGUCUAGGACGCAAAACGUGCCUUCCUCCAGCCUUUCCAAAUCUAUGUGGAGACCUUGGUAGUAAAGCAACUGCACAAGAACCAACGAAGAUCUACCUAAUAGGGAGAAUACUUGAGCACUGUGUUCUUCUAGCCAUUGGAAUAUAGAUGGUGAGGAUUUCAGAUGGUGCAUUUGUGUCGUAAUAUUACUGUAUUUCAGGACUGUAUAUGUGGCACUCGUACACUGUCAAAUCCUGACAGGCUAAUAGCUGAAUGUGUUAACGUUUUUAUCUCUGUGUGUGUGUGAAAGAUGGGUUUUGCAAGUCUUGGUUUCUUUCACUAGGGAUAUGGGGGAAAGGGGGGAUGGAAGUGUGCAAGCAGAGCUCUUGUCUUGAUACACAGCAGUGUUUCGCAACUUAUCUUUUUGUUUCCUUUUUUGGCCCUUAUAAGUGGUCCAGAUAUCACUACCUUUUUUCGCUUAGGAAAAAGCCCUGGUGCAUUUGAAAACUUGAUGGUUUAAUCCAACAAAAGGUAUGAAGUUUAGCGUUUUAUGCACAACUUCAAAUGUUCUAGUAAUAGCAUUAAAAAAAAACAAAAAGGAAAAUCCCUGAAAGGGAUUGGUGAGGCUAGUUUCUUGAUGAGUUUAGUGGUCUAGUAUCUCGCCUUCAGUGAAGGAAGAGGAAACUAGAAGCCAGACUGGAAUUAGGUGAGCAUUUAAGAUAUUGGUGGCAGGGUGGCUUUUAGAAAUGUGUCUUAUGCACAUCUUCUAGCACACUUGAAUUUAUUGUGAUAUGUAUAUUAGCUUGUCAAAUGUUUUAUUUUAAUCUUUUUAAAAAAAUAAAAACAAUUAAAUUCACUAAUGAUUGCAUGUAUUUUGGGGUGUGAACUUUGCUCUAGAAACUCAGUUCCAUGUUAGCAAUUAACAAAUAUGUAUCCUUGAGUGCAAACGUUGGUAAUUAAGCACUUAAUUCUUGUACUGAACUUGUCUGUUCAAGUGUGGAGAGUUGGAAUGUUUCAUUUGUUCAGGGUUCUUGGGCUACUGCAGUGGUGAGAGUUUUGAUUUUUGGGACACUAAAUUCCUAGGCUUGAUUAUGUGAACGCCAGACUUGAGAAGUUGCUACUUAGUUUGUCAUUACUGAGGCUUAAAAAACCCCAAAACCUGUAAUUGUUCAGCUUGAUCCUACAUGUGUUCACUUGGAAGCAAGAUCCACUGGAUUUAGUGGAGCUUGCUCUUUAGAGUGCAUAGAAUUGCAGCCUUAAAAUUUAUAGCAGAUGGCUUAGUGAUGGUUUGAACAAUGUGAACACUUUCCUGCUUGAAUGGAAAACAUUGAGUAACAUGCAAUGGGUACAAGAACGGGAAAGAUCUAUGAUCUUCUGCAACCUCAGCUUUCCCCCACACAAAAUAGGUCUUCUUUUUUGAAGAUGUGUCGAUUGUUUGUGCUGUUGCCUUUCCACAGAGCUGUCAUUGUAACAUAGAUAUAUGCUGUAAAGUUACUUAACAUAUGAAAGUGUCCCAGCACAGCAAAAGGGAGGGGUAAUAGUAAGAUAGGGGGGUAGCUAUGUAAACUUCCUUUUUGUUAACCAUGUGGAAUAAUAAAAGUGGAAACUGAA
This is a messenger RNA of Hemicordylus capensis (graceful crag lizard), 2502 nucleotides long. Its product is annotated as transcription cofactor HES-6-like. NCBI's taxonomy places the organism in Eukaryota, Metazoa, Chordata, Lepidosauria, Squamata, Cordylidae. The coding region runs from base 216 to 974 and encodes 252 amino acids. The record is from RefSeq and is a predicted model, not a curated record. Gene Ontology annotation, molecular function: RNA polymerase II cis-regulatory region sequence-specific DNA binding; DNA-binding transcription factor activity, RNA polymerase II-specific; protein dimerization activity. Gene Ontology annotation, cellular component: nucleus. Gene Ontology annotation, biological process: regulation of transcription by RNA polymerase II; anterior/posterior pattern specification; regulation of neurogenesis. The transcript is spliced from 5 exons.